GAAAAAGUGGAAAUCAUUUUUGUCCAACCUUGCUAUACGAGCGAGAAACAACAAAUCUUGUGUCAUUCAUUUGUGAUCUAAGAGUGCCAUUAAAAUGGUGUUUGCGUGGUUCAAGACCAUGAUUUCGCUCUCGCCCGACCAUAAGCUCACGAAGACAGCUUUAUUCACCCAAUGGGCAUCUUUAGUAGCAUACGGAGGCGGAGGACUAUCUCUAUUGUGUUUUCCUAAAGUUUGGAGCGCGAUUCUUGCUUUUGAAAUUAGCCAGACAGAUGAAGGAUUUAUGAGGAUGUCUGGUAUUUAUCUACUCGCUGUCGGCUUCUGUUAUAUCAUAGUCGCUAGAAAUGGUUCUUGCGUUGGGAAGCAGGGGCCUAUGUUGAGCAGUAUUUUCGAAAGACUUUUCCUGGUCAAUGCAGCCUUGUUGAUGUCAUUUCUUCGAGGUAUGGUACCUCUGUAUUUCGCAACACUCUUCAUGACACUGGACACAACUCUGUCAGUGCUUACACUUUGCAUUUGGUUCAAAGAAACUUCUCAUGCAUCGGCUAGGACCUUGGUCAAAGAGGUAUUUGGCUCAUUGAAAAAUUCUUGGUCACUUAACCAACGUGCGUUAUCAUCUCUGGUAGUUCAAAUAAUCGGGUUUUUACAGUUCAGUGGUGGUGCAGUAUUGAUGAUAUUCCCUACGCUCAUCGCCAAACCACUCAAGCUUCAACUAAACGAAGACCAGAACUAUUCAUUCCAAUCAUGUUGGUUUUUAUUAAUCUCAAUUCUCGGAUGGUUUCAUAUCUUUUCUGGUGGCGCAGAUCUUACAUCCUUUGCAAUAGCUGCCGUUUUCUACCGCGCGAGUUUUGCUGUUCCAUUACAAUGCAUUAUGUAUUUUUGCGAUCAACUGGAGCUAAAUUUUCUUUUAUUCGUUGGAUCAUUCGAGUGUACAUUCACCGCGGUUAUCAUUUUAUUUAUUCUUCUCGACAAAACAAAACAAGCGACAAGAAUACAAGUUUUACGACUGACGCCGGAGCCACUUGAAAAUGGAAGGGCAAUAGACAUCGUCACUCAGAGCACCACUGCUCAGGACUCAGUGAAAGAUCAAGGCGCGCUGUGAAAAACUUAAGUAAUUUCUGUUAAAACAACCAGUUCCAUCCGCUAAUUUGUGUGAUUUCGAAUGAGGACACUAAGGAAUCGAAUCUAAAUUGGUGGCACUAUUCCUCAGUAUGGGGGAGAAGGGAAGCGUAUUAUAUAUAUCGGCAUUCACUUCUACAUUACUCUUUUUCAUUUUGCAACU
Messenger RNA from Pocillopora verrucosa, 1276 nucleotides. RefSeq lists its product as uncharacterized. Lineage: Eukaryota; Metazoa; Cnidaria; Anthozoa; Scleractinia; Pocilloporidae. The record is from RefSeq and is a predicted model, not a curated record.